AUGAGAAGGAUCACUGAGCAGGGGGACCGGAUCUUGUUUCUGUUACUGGCCUCUUUGUUCUAUCGGGUAUUUUCCGAACACAUCACCUACUCGAUUCCAGAGGAGAUGGCGAAAGGAUCGGUCGUGGGGCAUCUAGCUAAGGAUCUGGGGCUGGAGGUCCGUGACUUGCCGGCUCGGAAGCUGCGGGUGAGUGCAGAGAGGGAAUACUUUAGAGUAAGUGAAGAGAACGGGGACUUACUGGUCAGCAACAGAAUAGACAGGGAAGAGAUCUGCGGGAGGAAACUAGUGUGUACUCUGGAAUUUGAAAUGGUGGCUGAAAAUCCUUUGAACUUUUUCCGUAUAACUAUCGUGAUCGAUGAUAUUAACGACAAUCCUCCGCGAUUCAGUAGAAAUAUAAUUGACUUGGAAAUCAGCGAGAUAGCGCUGCCUGGGGUAACGUUUGCACUGGAAACUCCUCAGGACCCAGAUGUAGGUGUGAAUUCACUACUGCAGUAUUUUCUAAGUCCGGAUUCCCAUUUCUCCUUACUGCCAAAGGAAAAUCCGGAUGGCAGCAAAUAUGCAGAAUUAGUAUUGGAAAAAUCACUGGACAGGGAAAAGCAGAGCUCCUAUCACUUGGUUCUGACGUCUGUAGACAGCGGAGUCCCGGUUCGAAGUAGUACAGUAGAAAUUAGGAUCAACGUCACUGACGUCAAUGAUAACUGGCCAGUCUUCAGCCAGGAUGUCUACAGAAUCAGUUUGAGGGAGAACCUGCCCCCUGGGUCCUCUGUGCUUCAAGUGACAGCUACGGACCAAGAUGAAGGAAACAAUGCGGAAAUCACUUACUCUAUCAGCACAGUGGAGACACCGAAACACCUGUUCAGAUUGGAUGCUAAAAGUGGAAAAAUAUCAACUGAAGAAGUACUCGAUUUUGAAAAAGGAGAAGGUUACACUAUUGGAGUAGAAGCAAAAGAUGGAGGAGGUCAUACUGCUCACUGUAAAAUUCAAAUAGAAAUUCUAGAUGAGAAUGACAAUGCCCCCGAGGUGACCUUUGCUUCAGUAUCCAAUCAUAUACCUGAAAACUCCAUGCCUGGAACCGUUGUAGCCCUGAUCAAAACACUUGAUCCAGAUUCAGGGAUAAAUGGUGAAGUACUCUGUCGUGUAAAAGAUAACGUCCCAUUUAAAAUAUCCUCUUCUAGCAACAACUUGUAUAAACUAGUUACGGAUGGUUCCUUGGACCGUGAAGAGAUCCCAGAGUAUAACAUUACUCUAAUCGCCACAGACAAGGGAAACCCACCCCUGUCCACCAGCAAAAUUCUCACCUUGCAAAUUACAGACGUCAAUGACAAUCCCCCAGUUUUCCUCCAACCUUCUUAUGUAGUUUACGUCCCCGAGAAUAACCCCUCCGGAGUAUCUAUCGCGUGUGUCUCAGCCACUGACUUAGACCUAGAGGAAAACGGCAGAGUGUUGUAUUCCAUCGUCAACAGCGACCUGGAACCUCAACAGUUAUCAUCUUACGUUUCUGUCAAUAAUCACAAUGGGCAUAUUUUUGCUCAGCGCUCUUUCGAUUAUGAGCAAGUCCAUACCUUCGAGUUAACUUUACAAGCCCAGGAUGCUGGCUCUCCAGCUCUCAAUGCCAACGUCACUGUACGGGUGUUCAUCGUGGACAGGAAUGACAAUGCCCCAAAUAUCCUUUACCCUGUUCUGGGACCAGACAGAUCGGCCCUCUUCGACAUGGUCCCUCGCUCUGCUGAGCCCGGUUAUCUAGUGACCAAAAUAGUGGCCGUGGACGCAGACUCGGGACACAACGCUUGGCUGGCUUACCGCGUUAUACAGGCCACAGAUCCUGGACUCUUCAGCCUAGGUCUGCGCACAGGCGAAAUCAGGAGUGCGAGGGCUUUGACUGACCGAGAGUCUGUCCGGCACCGCCUUCUGGUCUCUGUGCAGGAUGCUGGCCAGCCUCCUCUGUCGGCCACUGUGGCUCUGCACUUGGUCUUUGCAGAUAACCUACAAGAGGCGCUGCCGGAAAUGAAGGAAGAAAACAAGAUUGCCUUAGACUCUCAGUCUGAGCUACAGUUUUACUUGGUAAUAGCUUUAGCGCUCAUCUCCGUGUUAUUCCUCAUCACGUGUGAGACUCUGGGCGCCGCUGUUCACCAAUCAAGGAGAGAAGCAUAUCCAAAGAUCCAGCAGGACUAUCUAUCCCCGCCUUUCAUCUUCUAA
This is a messenger RNA of Antechinus flavipes (yellow-footed antechinus), 2196 nucleotides long. RefSeq names its product protocadherin gamma-B3-like. Gene Ontology annotation, biological process: homophilic cell-cell adhesion. Gene Ontology annotation, cellular component: plasma membrane. Gene Ontology annotation, molecular function: calcium ion binding. The transcript has 2 exons. Lineage: Eukaryota; Metazoa; Chordata; Mammalia; Dasyuromorphia; Dasyuridae. Bases 1 to 2196 code for a protein of 731 amino acids. The record is from RefSeq and is a predicted model, not a curated record.